CCAAAUAUAUACGCUCACAUAAAUAACUCUAUCUCACGCAUGAACAAGUUUUGCCGCGCUGCGUCGCUUCCUCUUCGGUCGAGCGCUUCCUCCCUCGCGACCAAAUGCCACCACCUAUCUCAGCCCAACUCGUGCUCGGCGUUGCGGGCGACUUGCUGACACCGGACGAGGAGCGCACCCAUUAUCUGACCAAGGUCGGCGGCGCGGCGUGGGUGCCAGCCGGCCCCUUGGGUGAUGCAGUCGACUGGGGCUGCGCCGCCCGCUGCGGCGUGUGCAGCAAGCCGCUGUCGCUGGUGCUGCAGGCGUAUGCCCCCCUAGCCGCGGAGGCGGCCCCUGCCCCUGCUACUGCUCCUGCGCCUGCUACUGCCGCCGCCGCCGCCGCGUGUGACGAGCGUGUGCUGCUGCUGCUGGGCUGCUGCCAGCCCGGCUGCGGCGCCGCCCCCGGCAGCUGGCGCGCCUUCCGGGUGCAGCUGCCGCCGCCGCCGCCGCCACAGCAGCAGCAGCACCAGCAGCAGCAGCACCAGCAGCAGCACCAGCAGCAGCUGUCGGCCCCGGGCCCGGCUGCGGCGCCCACCAGCUCAGCCGGCGGUCACCAGCCGCAGCCGCCGCAGCCAGCGGCAGCCGCCGACCCCUUUAUGGGUGGCUUCGGGGCCGCUGACGGCGCGGCGGCGGAUGCGUUCGGCGCGGCACCCGGCUUUGGCGAUGGCGGGUUCGGGUUCGGGGAGGGGGCCGAGUUCGGGGCCGCGGACGGCUUUGGCGCCGCUGCCGGCUUCGGAUUCGGUGGAGAGGACACAGGGGCAGCUGGUGCGGCAGCAGCAGGCGGGGCCGCAGCAGCAGUAGCAGCAGGGGGCGCGGCGCUGGAUUUCGGCGACCUUGGCGACGCGCUGGAGGCGGCUGCGGAGCGGCAGGCGGAGGCGCAGCCGCACCAGCACCACAAGCAACGAGCCGGCAAGGCGGAAGCGGCGGCGGUGUCGGGCAGGGAGGGCGGCGGCUCGGGCGCGGGUGUGCCCAGCUGCUGCCUGGGGGCUGCGGGGUGCUGCCUGGGGCCGCCGCUGCCUGAGUUCCACUUGCUGGCGGCGGAGGAGCCGGCAGCCGCCCGCCCCGCGGAGCGAGACCCCCACGUACAACGGCUUUUGGCGGAGUACCAGCAGCAGCAGGAGCAGCAGCAGCAGCGGGCGGCGGCAGGGGCGGCAGGGGCGGGCCCCUCCACAUCCACGCCGGGGGCAGGCGCGGCAGGCAGCGGGCCGGGGGCGCGGGGGCAGCCGGGGUCAGCGGCCGCCGCGGCCGCCGCUCGGCCGCACGGCAGGCAGCGGGCGGGUGCGGGCCGGACCGGUGCUGGUGCAGGUGCCGGAGCCGCAGGCGGUGACGGUGGCGGUGACUCCGGCUCAGAGGACGAAGACAGUGUUGGUGAUGGAGGCGGGGGUGUGGGCGACGGCGGCGGCAGCGAGGCUGGCUCCGAGGCGGUUGAGAGCUGGGCGGGGGAGGAGUACGAGGAGGACCACGUGCGAGGUGUGGCGGGGCCGUACCUCAAGUUCGCGGCGCGGCUGGCCAGGCGGCCCGACCAGUGUGCGCGGUACGCCCGGCGUGGCGAGGUGCUGUGGCCGGGUCGCGAGCAGCCCGCGCCGCCGGCCUGCACAUACUGCGGCGGGCCCCGCGUGUUCGAGCUGCAGGUGUUGGCGCCGCUGAUGGCAAUGGUGUUGGACUGCGCGGCGGGAGGCUGGCUCACAGGCGAGCAGCUGGCGGCGCACGCAGCCGCCAUCAACGCCGCUGCCAACUGGGACUUUGCCACGGUGGCCGUCUUCACGUGCGCUGCCAACUGCGGUGGCGGCGGCGGCAGUGGCGGCGGCGGCUCGGAGGCGGAAGCGGGGGCGGUUGUGCAGGUGGCGGAGGAGUGGGUGGCGCUGGUGGGCGAGGAGCAGUGCCACGUGGAGGAGGAGCUGAGGCUGAGCGGGAGGUAGCGGGAGUGGAGCGAUGGGGGCAGUGGGGGACAGAGGUGGGGACAGGAGAUUACUGGCGGGCUGAUGCCAGUUGUGGGCUUGUGGGAAGCGGUGUGCGGAGAGGGCGAGUACGUGUGGGCAGGCGCCGUGUGCGUGUAUGGAAGUCGAGUGGACGCGGGGACCAGGAGGCCUGCCACGAGGUCCCUGCGGCGUGCACGGCACAGGGUCAGGGCUAAGGGCCUUUCUUAAGAGUUUGGAGGUCGGCGCAGGGACAUGCCGAAUGCGGUGGACACAGUCAGCUGGGGCGGUGGGCCCAGGUGGAUCCCGAUCGGAUUCCGGCCCU
Messenger RNA from Chlamydomonas reinhardtii, 2280 nucleotides. RefSeq lists its product as uncharacterized. The coding region runs from base 105 to 1958 and encodes 617 amino acids. NCBI's taxonomy places the organism in Eukaryota, Viridiplantae, Chlorophyta, Chlorophyceae, Chlamydomonadales, Chlamydomonadaceae. Gene Ontology annotation, cellular component: cytoplasm. The record is from RefSeq and is a predicted model, not a curated record. The transcript is spliced from 6 exons.